UGCGCAGGCGUACAAACUAGUAAACUAAGAAAUAAUUGUUAAUUCAGUCAGUAUCUUUACUUGUGAACUUUGUACCUGUCGCUGUCCUCAUAUACAAACAGUGUCAUGUUGCGCAUACUGGGUCGAGCUACGUCCCGAGGAAUAGUGAGAGCUGUCCAGUGUACGUCCACAGCCAUGACACACCCACCUCCAGGCAAGAUGUUCUCCCUCCAGGCGUCUUUGCCCCGCCUUCCUGUCCCUCCCCUCGAUCAAACCCUCAACAAGUACCUGAAGUCUGUCAGACCCCUGCUCAGUGAUGAAGAAUUCAAGAACACAGAACAGAUAGUACAGGAAUUCAGUAAAAAUCCAGGACCCAAACUUCAGACACUUUUGGAACACAGAGCAAGUCAGGAAGAAAAUUGGCUGUCGGAGUGGUGGAUGAAGACUGCCUACCUUGAGUUUCGGUCACCUGUUACAGUAAACGUCAGUCCAGGAAUAGUGUUCCCGCGCCAGAGCUAUAGAGACAAGGAAGGACAACUCAGAUAUGCAGCCAAAUUAAUUGCUGGUGUCUUGGAUUUCAAGCUCAUGAUAGACAACCAGACGUUGCCAGUGGAACACAUGGGUAAGAAGCCCCUGUGUAUGACCCAGUACUACAAGAUCUUGUCUGCGUGUCGUACACCUGGCAAAAAGUGUGACAGUUGGACCUGCUACCCUCCCGACCAACCAAACGCCCCAAAGAGCAUUAUAGUGGCUCACAACAACCAGUUGUUUGCACUAGAUGUUUAUGGUUCUGAUGGAAAACCACUGUCUGAGGCCCAGAUCUAUCGUCAGCUGAAGAGCUUAGUACAGGAAUCUGACCAGGUGGCCACGCCCGUGGGACUCCUCACCACAGAAAACAGGUCCACCUGGGCCAAGGCCUACAGCGAACUAGCCAAAGAUAAAGAAAACAGUGCCAGUCUAGACCGGAUCAAGCACAGCAUUUGUGUGGUAUGUUUAGACAACAACCUACCACAGGACAUGAGUGAUGAGCGUAGCGUGGCCGCACGACAAAUGUUACAUGGUGGAGGUGAUUGUCUAAACUCCGGCAAUAGGUGGUUUGACAAGACAAUACAGUUCGUGGUUGGGAGGGACGGUAUCAGUGGACUGACAUAUGAACACACAUCAGCAGAAGGACCCCCAGUGGUGAUGCUGCUCGACCAUGUCGUUGCUUACUGUUCUAAAAACAAGUCAUCUGGAUCAGAUUCCCCCGCUCCACCCACACCAACAAAGCUCACCUUUAACCUUAGUACGAACAUCAAGGACAUGAUAGCCACAGCCCGGACCCAGUUGGAUGUAUUGGUGGACGAUGUUGAUCUUAAUGUGUUCGUGUUCAACGAUUAUGGCAAGAACUUCCCCAAGUCACAAAAGAUGAGCCCCGACAGUUUCCUACAGAAUGCUAUACAGCUGGCAUACUACAGAAUACACAAUGAGCCAGCACCCCACUAUGAGACUGGUACCCUGCGUAUGUUCCACCUGGGGAGGACAGAUACUAUCCGGUCAUGUUCCGAGGCCUCUCUGGAAUUUUGUAAAGCUUUUGUGGACGCCAAUACGUCCAAGGAACACAAGGCAGAGUUAUUGAGGAAAGCGGUUCAGGCACACAAAAACUACACCAACGAGGUCAUACAAGGAAUGGGUAUUGAUCGUCACCUCAUGGGACUAAAACUGGCAGCAAUAAAGAAUGGUAUGAAUGUCCCAGACCUCCAUAUGGAUAUGGCUUACACCCUCAGUACACACUUCAGGAUGUCAACUAGCCAGGUGCCAGCACACUCAGACUCAGUAUUGGUGUUUGGUCCGGUUGUCCCUGACGGCUACGGUGUAUGUUAUAACCCACAGGAAUCACAGGUACACUUCGGAGUGUCAGCUUUCAACAUAACUCCUGAAACAAGCUCGAAGAACUACAUCAACAUGCUGAGGAAGACACUGCUGGAGAUGAGAGACCUUUUCCAGGGAUCAAUGAAUUCCAAGCUUUAAUGUAUACUACCUCUGCCAAGUAUAUAUUUUCAUGCUAGAUCUUUAUUUGUGAAAUAUUUGGAGUGUAUUUUCCCACAAAGCCACGUACACCAGUUAUGUAAGGAUAUAAGCGAUUAUUAAGAGUUACCUCAAUCAGCAAGUUUGUACAAGCCUAAAUCUAGUGUUAUUGAUUUUUCUUCAGUACUAUAGCAAUGAUAGAAAAAUCAAUCACUUCCACAAUCCUUCCCAUUUAAAUAUCUGGAUUGUUAUGCCUCUUAAUUGAUUGACACAAUAAAUGGUCUUUAUUUUUAGAUUCCAAGAUUGAUUGAUGCACUCAUGGGAUUCCAGCAAAUAUAAUUCAUGCACGUGUUUGGUUGUUAGUCAGACUAGAUACACAUGUAUAGAUGCAAAUGAAGUGAAAACACUCCUUUUUGAUAUAUGAAGCUGAACUGGACAGGGUCAAUUGCUGGCAAACACUGCUAGCUCAAUUGGUAGAGUGUCAGUCUAGAGUUUGGAGGGUUUCAGGUUCAAUUCCCAGUCUGGCCGUGCAUAUUUCCUUUCCUGUUACAGUGGUGCCUGUGACUAAAUCUUAAUUGUUUCAAGAACUCGGUAAAUGCUUGAUAAGGAGAUACUCGAAACUGGGUUGUAAACAGUGUUUCGGGAGGCAAAGACUUAGAUAAAGGAGGGAGGAAUGUAUAUAUAGUGGAGCUUGACUGGGCC
Molecule: messenger RNA, 2688 nt
Organism: Mizuhopecten yessoensis (Yesso scallop)
Lineage: Eukaryota; Metazoa; Mollusca; Bivalvia; Pectinida; Pectinidae
Product: carnitine O-acetyltransferase-like
Exons: 15
Coding region: 106-1989 (627 amino acids)
Biological process (GO): carnitine metabolic process, CoA-linked
Cellular component (GO): peroxisome
Molecular function (GO): carnitine O-acetyltransferase activity
Source: RefSeq, a predicted model, not a curated record